Molecule: messenger RNA, 1152 nt
Organism: Pipistrellus kuhlii (Kuhl's pipistrelle)
Lineage: Eukaryota; Metazoa; Chordata; Mammalia; Chiroptera; Vespertilionidae
Gene: THRSP
Product: thyroid hormone responsive
Exons: 2
Coding region: 239-685 (148 amino acids)
Biological process (GO): regulation of lipid biosynthetic process
Cellular component (GO): cytosol
Source: RefSeq, a predicted model, not a curated record
GGAGUGGUGAAAUGACAUGCAGAAGGCUGGCAGGUCAGUCCCUGGGCGGAUAGAUCGUCUAAUACAGGCACUGGGGCCCAAGCACUGGGAUUGGCCUAAAACAGAGCUGUGUGUUUUUUGACCCACCAGGUGGGCCCUGGCGUCCUGUCAAACUGUCAUCCCUCCCAGGCGUGAAAGAUAACAGCGUAGAAGCAGUGCUGGGCAGUCUGCCGGACUCCGGGUGCCAGAGAACGUGACCAUGCAGGUGCUCACCCCGCGCUACCCCAAGAACUGCCUGCUGACCGUCAUGGACCGGUACUCGGCCGUGGUGCAGAACAUGGAGCAGGUGGUGAUGUUCCCCAGCCUUCUGCGGGACCUGCAGCCAAGUGCGCACGGGGGUGAGGCCCAGGCUGGAGCCCCCAGUCUCUACAACUACUUCACCAUGCUCAAGGCCAUCCGCGUGGAUGUGGAGCACGGGCUGCUGCCCCGGAAGGAGGGGCAGGGCAAGAUGGCAGGUGGUGGAGCCCAUGAGGCUGAGAAUGAAGCUGCAGAGACGGAAGAGGGUGAGGAGCUCUUGGGGCAGCUGGACCUAGAGGCCCAGUUCCACCUGCACUUCUCCAGCCUUCAUCACAUCCUCACCCACCUUACCUUGAAAGCCCAGGAGGUGACGAGGACGUACCAGGAGAUAACGGGACAGGCCAUUUAAGCCUCGGACGGACGCUAGGGAAGAUCCCUUUAUCGAGAGAAGGCAGACUCUAUAAUGAGGACUCGGAGCAGUUCAAGAGCCCUAGCGAUGAGAGCAGAAAGACUAGACCUGCACUGGAAGUGAGGCGACGUGGUUUUCUGGGAUGCUUCACUACCUCCCUUUGGGCACCAAUUCGUGACUCGUCACCGGGUCACCUUUAGGAUGCUUGCUGCUCUUUACAACUCUCCCUCUCUCCGCUUACCAGCAUGGGAUAGUGAUCCGUGGAUCGGGAGGGGAUAGAUGAUAUUUAGACGGUGUGUCAUGGUAGGAACAUAGGUUUUAGCAUUUGACCAAUUCUUAGCAAUUCACUGUGUGAUCUUUGGCAAGUUAUUUAAUCCAUUGGAAUCUAAAUUUCACCACCUAUAAAUGGGGAUAGUAUUGCUUACCUCACAAGGUUAGUCUAGAAAUUAAACAAAAUAGAAUCAAAA